This is a messenger RNA of Leguminivora glycinivorella, 1727 nucleotides long. Its product is annotated as allantoicase-like. Lineage: Eukaryota; Metazoa; Arthropoda; Insecta; Lepidoptera; Tortricidae. The transcript has 8 exons. Gene Ontology annotation, molecular function: allantoicase activity. The record is from RefSeq and is a predicted model, not a curated record. Bases 79 to 1191 code for a protein of 370 amino acids. Gene Ontology annotation, biological process: allantoin catabolic process.
AGUCGCUCCCGUUGUUUUAGGCAACACAUUUGACUAGUAUAUUUGUUGUGAUUGAUAUUGAACCGAGAAGUGUUGAGAAUGAUCGAGAAGAAAGCACCUGCGUUCGCGGAGCUUAGCGAGUUCGCUAGUGUUGGGGCUGGGGGCAAAGUAGCGUUCGCAACGGAUGACUUCUUCGCAACAUGUGAGAACAUGCUCGCGGACAGCGAUCCGCUGUGGCUGGCGGACAAGUACACCGAGUACGGCAAGUGGAUGGACGGCUGGGAGACCAGGCGCAAGCGCGUCGCCGGCCACGACUGGUGCAUACUGAAGCUGGGCACCAAGUGCGUCAUACGUGGUCUUCUUAUCGACACGGCAUACUUCACUGGAAACUAUGCGCCAAAGUUUUCGAUUCAAGCGGCUUGUUUAACCCCCGAAGAAGAAUCAAUGCUACCGGAAAAAAAAACCUGUAUGGGCACCGCAUGCACAGAGCAGGAACAUCAAGCUGUAGAAAAACUAGCUACCUACAACUGGACUGAAAUCGUGCCUGUAACUGCUCUAAGGCCUGGCUACGAAGAUACUAGAUUGAACUAUCAGAAGGUACUAAGUGACGAAGCAUACACGCAUAUCCGCCUGAACAUCUUCCCAGACGGUGGUAUUGCGCGGCUCAGGGUGUUUGGUGAAGCCAGGCCUGAGAGGCCUCUUCCUCACCACAUGGUUGAUUUGCUGUCCUUACUGAACGGCACCACCUGCCAAGGGUACUCAAACGCUCACUAUGGGCACCCGCGCAACAUGAUCAGGCCCUGCAAGAGCGAGUGCAUGUCCGACGGCUGGGAGACUGCCCGGAGACUCGACCGGCCGGAGGUCAUCGAGGCUAACGAGGAUGGCACACUUAAAGUACCUGGAGAAGAAUGGGCCGUCUUCAAAUUGGGUUUCCCGGGCAGGAUCAAAGAGCUAUGUGUGGAUACGGCGCACUUCAAAGGCAACUUCCCCGAUUCCGUUAAGAUAGAUGGCACCUUCUUGAGCCGCGAUUGGACGCCUGAAUCACGGCCUCAGUGGCGUAACAUCUUAAGGCCGAGCAAGCUCUCGGCCCACAACGAGCACUGGUACAACUGCGAGUCAGACCUGGUGACGCAUGUCAGGGUAACCAUGGCGCCAGAUGGUGGCAUCAGCAGGGUUCGCGCCUUUGGCUUCGUCGACAAUACGAUAGACUAAAUAUUUUGACUAGUUCUAUGUGCUUUAUUGAAUGUAGCUUAACCUACCGUCUAUUUUAGAUUUUAGUUGUGAUAAGAUAUUAAAUCAGAUGCUAUUAUGUGCAGUGAGUAGCUAAAGAUAGAGUAGCGUUUUUGCUGUUACUUUAUUGAAACAAAAUGUCUGUAACAUUUUGUUUCAAUUCAAUACUUAAAUGUGUCGUCGCUAAAUAUUUUUCAUUUAGAUUUUUGAUUGUUUUAUAGUGUUUUUAUAUCGCAGCAAAGUAAUUACUGUUCUUCAUUUAAAUAUAAAUAGAUAAAAGUUUGUGAAUAUUGUACUUUAAAUAACUUAAAACAUGUCACUGCUGGCUCUGUUAAUGAGUAGCUUUUAAUAAGUUAUAUAUUGCUAGUAUUAUUUAUUAUUUAUGUUUGUUACUAAGUUUGUUACUUACCUAAGUAAUAAGAAUUGAAUAUGGUGCAAAGUUCCUUGUAUUAUUAUUAAAGUAAUUUAAUGUAGUGUUAAAAUCAAGUAUUAUUACAUUAAAUGUUGAUAUGCCUAAA